AUGGAUAACAGCAUGUGUCAAGUGUAUGAAGAUGAAAUCCAGUCACUGGAAGAAGAAAUUAAACUGCUAACUGAACAGUAUGAAGAUAUCCAGCAAGAAUCCACCUUUUAUUCUGAGGAGGAGAUACUAAUGGCAAUAAAAUCAUUCCAAAAUGAUUUUCAGGGAGAAUAUAAGGGAUGUGAAUCUCUGCCAGACCUGAAAGCUCAGCUUGAAAGUCUAGAAGUAGACCUCUCCUUUUUGAUGAAAUUUACCAAUAUUCAGUUCACAAGUCAUUCCAAGAAAACACUAGAAAGAACUAGAAACAGAACAGUGCAGAAGCACAGAUUAUCAGGAAACUGCUACUCCCUGUCUUUUCAACUGAAAUUCCAGCUUCUUGAAAUGCAGGAUGAAGAGAAGGUGUCCACUGUUAUUACAGAUCUCAGAAUUGUAAUGGAAUCUGGAGAAGAUUUGAAUGUGAGCAAGUUUGUGUCAAGAACUGAAGAACGUGGAGAUCUUCUGACGUUUUUCAGAAGCCUUUCAUCGUAUGCUGAGUGGUAUGAACAUCGUAGGCGCACCUUCCUACACUUCAAGGGCAAGUAUCCUGCUGUUGUGACCCUUCCAGAAGGACUGCAGGGAGAUUAUAUCAUCCUGAGGAAUCCCAAACUUUCUGAGUUUGAACUGAUGGUCGUUUGGAAGAUACAUCUGGAUGAAGAAGGGAGAACUACACCUGUUCUGGACCUUCUGACUAAAGUACCACAACAAGUCUCAGAGCAGAACAUGGGAAGUGUUGAAGAUGCCCCCAGCCGCUUCCGAAGCCUCCUGGGUCUCUUUGGGAUUGAGACAGCCAUCGAGAACCUGAUCAAAGUGGUUGACUCAGAACAACAAACACCACCAGCCUGA
This is a messenger RNA of Indicator indicator, 879 nucleotides long. It is a transcript of the gene CENPP, whose product is annotated as centromere protein P. Gene Ontology annotation, biological process: CENP-A containing chromatin assembly. The record is from RefSeq and is a predicted model, not a curated record. Lineage: Eukaryota; Metazoa; Chordata; Aves; Piciformes; Indicatoridae. Gene Ontology annotation, cellular component: nucleus; chromosome, centromeric region. The transcript has 8 exons. Bases 1 to 879 code for a protein of 292 amino acids.